GGUGCGUUGGGUUGGCGCACCAAGCCAUUUGCGUGACACUGCGCCAACUCAAAAUCAUUGAGUUACCCAGACCUAACGGAAAAGUGAGACAAGGAAACAUACAAAAACAUGUAAUAUCAUAAACUUUACUCGAAAUUACACAAAAUAAAAAUAAUUCAACAUUACUAAACUGGUUCAACCCGCCCAUCUCUAGUUACAACUGAACAGCACGUCAAAAAAUGACACUUGCCGCCUUUAAAUUAACCUAACAUUUCUGGCCCUAACUUUUCAAACAAUAAUAAUUAAGUAAACCCGUUAAUAACUACGAAAACUGUGGAAUGGAAAAGGUGAAAACUUCACUGAAAAGACGAGAAAGCCUUGAUUUGUUCAAAGAUGAGGACAUUAAUCAAAAUAACGCGACCAGUACGCCGGUACGAAGCCACAAUCGUUCAGAGGAUGAGGACAGUCCAUUAUUUGCCUAUUCCACUCAAGAAAUGAGAGAAGAGGUUGAUGUUUUAUGGGAUUACAGUUCGCCAAAGUCCAGCAAGCCGAAAACCGUUAGAAAGUCCAAAAAGAAGCUUAUUCUGCACCAGUCGCCUAAAGUAGCAUGUAGGCAGCCCUCAAAUAACAGCAAUCAAAUCAAGCAAGAUCUGCUAAAGCUUCGAGAAGAACUGAAGGCUUUAAAGGCUGAAAUGGCCAAACCGGAUCAUGAAGAGAGCCUAAUUCUAUCACCGAGGGAGGAAGAAGACUACAGGGAAUCAGUUCAAGGGUUGGAGCAAAUAAUUGAAGAACAACCAGUGUGUGAGAGCGACUUUGAAGAUCCCUUUGAUGAUAACAUGGAUGAUCAGUUGAUAAUGUUCAGUCAGCAGGUGGAAAAUCAAAUUCAAAAGGGCAAUAUCGAGUCAGGGGCAAGUAACAUUAUUGUGCCAAAGCCAGGAAAAACUGUAUACUCAACAUGUGAACAGCCAAACAUAGAAAACAAACUCAAAACAAACUGUGAUAGCACUGUUGGAACAGUCGUUGAUCAUCACCCAGUAAACAAUCACAUUUCAAUAUCAAAAAGCCGAUGUGCUCGCGGGAAUGAUGACUUCAAUGAUUCCUUUGACCAAGUCCUGUCCCAGCUGAAAGACGAUGAUUUCAGCCAGAUCACUCAAGUGUUCUCGCCUCCAGAGUGCGUUUCUGAGGAAGCCAGCAAGAGUAAAUCGAUGCAGAAUAAGGUUCAGUGGCACAGAACACAAAGUUUCGAAAGCUACAGUAGCUGCCACUUCUCCAAGCAGAAAAUUGAUGAAAUCGAGAAGAAAAGACUGGAAGCAAUAGCAAGACUUGAGGCUAAAAAGAAACAACCAGCGGACAUUUCGGAUUCUCCCUUGAAAUGCUCACCGGAGGAAAUCGAGAAAAAGCGGCUUCAAGCGCUGGCAAAACUUGAGGCAAAAAGACAGAAGGAUAUCAUAGAGAAAAAGAAGCAAGACGCUCUCAAGCGCAGAGAGGAGCGUCGCAAGACAAGCGCCUCUCAAGUGAAAAGCUCUCUGAGCACCAGGCUUUAGUUUGGCGCCGAAGUAAUGUGAUUGUAAAUAGGUAUUAUAAAUUCCAUUCUAUUCCAUUCGAAAUCUCUAUUUAAGAUUAAAGAUUAUGUUUAAGGCACUUUUAGCACAAUUUUAUAGAAUUGGGCCGAAAUACCGAAAAAUCCGUUUAAUUGUUUGCUUUAUUAAAGUGUUCCGUUGUUAAGAA
Molecule: messenger RNA, 1707 nt
Organism: Dendroctonus ponderosae (mountain pine beetle)
Lineage: Eukaryota; Metazoa; Arthropoda; Insecta; Coleoptera; Curculionidae
Exons: 5
Coding region: 318-1523 (401 amino acids)
Source: RefSeq, a predicted model, not a curated record